This is a messenger RNA of Baudoinia panamericana UAMH 10762, 1106 nucleotides long. RefSeq lists its product as uncharacterized. NCBI's taxonomy places the organism in Eukaryota, Fungi, Ascomycota, Dothideomycetes, Mycosphaerellales, Teratosphaeriaceae. The record is from RefSeq and is a predicted model, not a curated record. Gene Ontology annotation, molecular function: oxidoreductase activity, acting on NAD(P)H, oxygen as acceptor. The coding region runs from base 235 to 1083 and encodes 282 amino acids. The transcript has 5 exons. Gene Ontology annotation, cellular component: intracellular anatomical structure.
AAUGUGGAAAGUACUCGUCCGGAGGAGGGUUAAGAUGGUGAGGGGAGCGAGGUCGAGAGCGCUAGCGGAGUGCCUCGAGACGGGGUAUCUUGGGCUCGCAGCAACACCGCAUUGGUCAACUUCAAUACAUAAAGUGGCCAGAAGGCACCGCAAUGUCUAUGUAGGUCUGUUCUGGUUUUCUGAUUGUUUGUCAACCUUCUCCAUUCUGACCUUCUACUCAAACGCUCGCUUGCCAUGCCGUCGACCGAAUUAACCACAGCAAACGGCUCGGGAGAGCAUGUCGUAGAAGGCUCAGCUUCGACUUCCGCCAAACCGCAGACAAAGAUCACCUUAGCUGGCAAGGUCAUUGCUAUCACCGGAGCGAACAGGGGUAUCGGUCUCGGCGUAGCCAGCUCCUGCCUUGACAACGGCGCGGACCGCGUAUAUUCGAUCGAUAUCGGCGAGGUAGGCGACGACUUUGCCGCAGUCCAGAAGAAGUACCCUGGAAAGCUCCAUGCAAUCAAAGCCGACGUUACGAACGAAGAAAGCGCAACAAAAGCGGUAGACCAAAUCAUUGUGGAUGCUGGUGCAUUCCACGGCAUGGUUAUCAAUGCUGGACGGACGAAGCACAAGCCUGCGCUUGACUUCACCACGGAAGAAAUAAAUCAGCUAUGGUCCAUCAAUCUGUUCGGUUCGUUUUACUGUGCCCGAGUUGCCGCGCGCACCUUCAUCAAGCUAGGCGUGAAAGGGAGCAUCGUCUUCACCGCGAGUAUGGCCUCUUACCGUCCAAACAAAAGAGUUCCAUCGGCGCCGUAUGGUGCAAGCAAAGCUGGCGUGCGCAAUAUGACUCACACAUUAGCGAUGGAAUGGGCACAAUACAACAUCCGUGUAAACUCGGUCUCCCCAGGGCUUGUGAACACCGCGAUGACGUAUUGGGUGCCCCAACAACCCGACUGGGAGCAGCAGCUGAAGUAUUAUGGAGGCAUGCCGCGCCUUGCGGAGAUCGAAGAGCUUGGUGGAGCGUACGUCUACUUGUUAAGUGACGCAGCAAGCUAUACAACCUCCAUUGACAUUCCGGUCAAUGGAGUCGUCGGCAUCUGUUAAAGCGGUGGUGAAGUCAGUGGUCG